Ostreobium quekettii is the source of this 1668-nucleotide messenger RNA. The record is from the annotation of a GenBank genome assembly. Lineage: Eukaryota; Viridiplantae; Chlorophyta; Ulvophyceae; Bryopsidales; Ostreobiaceae.
AUGGCCGCCGACACGAUCAUCCUUGCCCCCCACUUGCUGCCCCUGGCACUGAAGGCCGCGGACGGCAGCAAUGCCGGCAGCACUGAUUUUCGCGCGUCCCUCUCGCCGCUGCUCUCGGCCGGCCAUCCCGAGAUCGCGGACGCCCGUGCGUUCCUCGGGGACCUCACCGAGUGCCGACGGACCCUCCUGAAGGCGCUGAAGACAACAGAUGCAACCCCACAGGCUGUGGACGACAGCCUCAGGGCCUACAUGGCAAAAAUUCACCAUCUGAUGUUGCCACCGACUGGCGCCCCGCCGGUGGGAUCGGAUGCCGGCCCUCCUUGGCGUGGCUCAUGUGUUGGGGCCGCUGUGGCGGUGGCUUGGAGGGAUGUUGUGUGGGAAAGGAGGGGAAGGGAUGAGAGGAAGGGGGGCCAGGAGGUUGCGAGGGGGGAUGCAAGGCUGGAGGUGGCGUCCGUGUUGUUGAGCGUGGCGAUGUGGAAGGCGUCCAAGGCGGCGGCGACGGCCGGUGGGGGCGGCCGGGGCGAGGGGGCGGACAGCGCGGUGGUGGCCCAGGCGCGCCAACUGUACCGGGAGGCUGCCGGAAUCAUUCAGCACCUGUUGGACACGCAUGUGGAGGGGCUUGGAAGACCGACGGCAGGAGACCUUGAUGAAAAUGUUCUAGCAGGUCUCCACAAGUUCGUGCUGGCGGAGGCAGAGAGCUUCACCGUCCUGAGAGCUAUUGAAAAGGGGAAUGUGCCCUCUCUUGUGGCUGCCAUCUCCAUGGACGUUUUCCAGUUGUAUGCACGGGCCUUCAACUGUCUUCAAAGGGCAGCGGCCCCCGCUGCCGAAGUGCUUGAGGAUCCCACUGUGGACCUGGGGAAGCAAGCACGCUCCAGUGCGCAUGGCAUUGGAGUCAAGGGCUGGGCUGGAUAUUGCAGAAAAGUUGGGGGCUACACGAGGUACAAGGCUGCCUGCUUCAAAGCCUACAUGCUGGCUUACCAUGCGUUGGAUCGCUCCCAGGGCACACAGGGGGGGGCAGCCGUUCGACUUGCGCAGGAGGCAUCCAAGACAGUGCAGACAGCCACAAACCUGGGGAGGGAGUACGACAGCCUGCUGCCGCAUACGUCUGAGCUUCAGAGGCAGGCUUUCUCACGCUCUUUGCAAGACAGAGUCAAGCAAAUCGAUGUGCAAUGCGAAAAGGACAAUGCAACAGUCCACCUGCAGAGGGUGCCUGAGAAGCUUCCAGAUCCCCCUGCAGCAAAGCAGCUGGUCUCGGCUGUUGACUACUCAUUCCCCCUGUUCGACCCUUCCGUGGACCAUUCAUUGUUCUCGUGCUUCGAUCUUUCACGGGCACCAGAUGUUGUGGUGGACGUUGCUGGCGAUGGGGGAAAAGAUGGAGGGCAGAAGACAGCUGCCUGGUGGAGAUGGCUCCUCGUCAUACUUGCCUUCCCAGUCAUUGUGGUUGCUUCCCUGUUGGGCAUGUUGAUAUGGAUAGUGCUCCUGCCAGUGAAGAUAUUCUGCUGUCCACUGGGCUUUGCUGCGCAGAUGAUGUGGGAUGUGACCGAAUGGCUCAUCAAGGCACCAGCCUACCUUGCUCUGUGGGCUGCUGGCAAACCAUGGCAGCCUGAAAAACGUGAUGUGCGAGCCAUGGCGUCUGGUGGUGUCGAAGAGGGGAGCCCAUCAACGUGA